GCACGUCACUCUUGCAUGGCAAGUGGUGGGAGCACGGGCUGCGUUUCAGUCCGGGCUUCCCCCCCUCCCCGCCCCCGCCCUUCUCUCCUUCCUUCUCCGACACAGCCUCAUCACCACCACCCCACACCCCACCCCCCACCCCCCACUGUAGAAUGCUUCUGGCUCACUGGCAGAGGACCGCAGAGCCUUAGCUCUCCGUCUCCCCCCUCCUUCCCUGGCGCCACCCUUGGGUCCCCGGAGCGGAGGGGCGCUGUAUGGAGGUGGUGUAGCCUUAGGAGUGGGCGGAACCCCCGCGUCCUCCCCCACCCUGCCCUGAUGCUGUAGUCCUCAGGUGGGGCUGCAUGUGAUAUAUGUUGGGUAAAGGAGGAAAACGGAAGUUUGAUGAGCAUGAAGAUGGGCUGGAAGGCAAAGUUGUGUCUCCUACUGAUGGUCCAUCUAAGGUGUCCUACACCUUACAGCGCCAGACUAUCUUCAACAUUUCCCUUAUGAAACUCUAUAACCACAGGCCUCUGACAGAGCCAAGCCUGCAGAAGACAGUUUUAAUUAACAACAUGUUGAGGCGGAUUCAGGAGGAACUCAAACAGGAAGGCAGCUUGAGACCUGUGUUCAUCACCACUUCUCAGCCAGCUGACACGCUGGGGGACGAUUACCGAGAGGCCCAGCCUGCUUUUAGCCAUCUCGCCUCCUCCCCAGCCCACCCCGCUGACUUGGUAAACACUACACCCCUAGAGUCUUGCCUCACCCCAGCCUCUCUGCUGGAGGAUGAUACUUUUUGCACUUCUCAGGCCGUCCAGCCCAACGGUCCUACGAAACUACCACCUCCAAACGUCCAACCAGAAAAGGACAGCUUCUCCUCAGCCUUGGACGAAAUUGAGGAGCUCUGUCCAACACCUACCUCCACUGAGGCAGUAGCAACAGCAGUAGCAACAGUUGACAGCUCUAAAGAAGGCUCCAGCGAGUCUAACGUUCAGAAACCUGAGGGACUCCAAGAGAGCCGAACAACCGACUCAAAACUUAUGGACUCUCUACCUGGAAACUUCGAGAUAACAACUUCCACAGGUUUUCUGACAGACUUGACCUUGGAUGACAUUCUGUUUGCUGAUAUAGACACAUCAAUGUAUGACUUUGACCCCUGCACUUCUGCUACAGGGGCAGCCUCCAAAAUGGCUCCUGUCUCUGCAGAUGACCUCCUUAAGACUUUAGCCCCCUAUAGUAGUCAACCAGUUGCCCCAAAUCAGCCUUUCAAAAUGGACCUUACAGAACUGGAUCACAUAAUGGAGGUGCUUGUUGGGUCGUAAAACCUAUAAAAACCGAGAGACUUUUUUCUGUACCAGUAUAUCCACCCUUGGUAGUAUUUUCACAACCCUACAGAUUCACAGCACUGUGCAUGCAUCGUCCUCGCUUGCCUUUUCCAGAAAAAAAAAAAAGGAUCACACUAGUACUUUUUGCCUCAAGCAGAGUUGGAGUGCCUUCAUCCAUGUAUGACCACUUUUAAUGUUUUUAAGUGGUUCCUCAAAGAAGACCUAAUAUCCUGGUAUAGGGAAGAAUACGUAUUGAAGACAAUAUUACUACAUUGUUACUACAAAAAAAAGUGAAGCACAAGGAUUAAGUUGGGGAAAGCUGUAAAUUGCAUGUGCAUAUUUGUCUAUUUUUUCUAUAAGUUUUAUUGCAAGAGGUAAAAAAAUUUAUUAUUUAGAUAAUCUCAGUAUCUUUUUUGGCAUUUUAGCCCUGUGUAGGUUGACUUAGCAAUUCAGCCUUUUGGAGGCAUUAACUACUCCUCUUAAGUGUUGCAUUUACAUGGCUGUUUAGAAACUGCUGCCCAAAUUUAUUUUAUAUUUUUGUACAGAUUCUGCAGUUUAUUAUAUUGUUUUUCUAAAAACAAAUGCUGUUUAUACACACAAAAUAGCUAUUUUGAUAGGAUUUGCUCACAUAGUUCCUGCAUACUUCAAAUGUACAAGAUGCGCUUGUACUUUUAUACAGAGUUGUAAUGUUUUAUAUGUGUAUGGUGCAAAGAGAAAAUCAGAUCAAAUUAAUCUGCAGUUGAUAUCCCUAAAUGCAAACACACAGUGCUUUAAGAAAGGGCCAGGAGAUAUUUCACCCAAGUUUCCCAAGUACCAACUCCCUGUUAUAAAAACACCUGUGUACUACUGUGAUUUCCAAACCUAGAGCCAUGUCUACUCACAAAACUUCUAUUAAGCAGUUGGCAGGAAAUAGCUGUGAAACUUGGGUUCAAAGUGAUGGUUCUCUGUAGCUUUCUCUUUUGAGAGGAAGGCUACUGAAAACUUAGCCUUCAAGUAUGUAUGCCAAGUUACUGUUUUUAAUUUUUUAAAAAUUGAACCCAAAUGUUUCAUUUUAACAUAAUUUUCUCUGUGACUUGAACUUAAUUAGCUUUCUAGAAAAAUCAUCACAUCUGAACUGAAUUUUAUUAAAAUCAAUCAUUUUAUGGAAUGAAAAUACCUUUUAAGAGUAAGUUUAUUUUGUUUUUAAAUUACAUUUUAAAAAGGCAUACAUCAUUUAUUUGAAUCAUCAUAUACCAUUAUUCUUCCUCCCUUCUCCCCCCUUCCUUGGAGCAUUUGUUCACUCUGUUGAUAAGUGCUGAAAAUGGCAUCUUCAGUAUUACUGCAGUGAAGCUCAUCUCUUAUCUGCACUGGAUGGACUCUAACUUUAAUAUCCAUUGCUGUGGAAACUGGAGUUAGUCACAUUACAUCACUUGGCAUCUCCAGCGUGGUUGGUUUCUUUUAUCAACUGCGUUAACUGCUUUACACUUUAUAGGCCUGUUGUACCAGAAUAUACAAACACAGCUUUCUAUGCAUGUUUCUUCUCUCCCUCCCAUAACACCUGAGAAGUCUUCGUUACUGCACCAAUAGCGUUUUUAUUCAUUGUGGUGUACAUUUAAUUUAAAAAUGUUUGCAAUGUAUCAUGCCUGUUGCUGAAAUAGUUUAUGGCAUUUUAGGGCUCCCCACUCCCCUUCCCCCUGCCAUGGUACUUUAGCUGUUGCGUGCAAGUUGCAACCUAUAUUGUUGAAAUGCAUAUGGCUUCUUUAGGAAUAACUUUUAUAUUUAUUUAAUAAAUUUUAAAUUAUGGGGUUUUUUGUUUUGUUUGUCAUUUGACAAUAUUCAGUCAUCAGUUCUGCUCGCUUCUUGCCAUGGAUGAAAUUGGGUAUUUUCUGUCUAUUAAAAGGAUAACUUUAUAAAAUGGCACUUUAAACCGGCCAUAGAUAGUCUACAUAGUAAUAUAAUGCACAUGACAAAGCAGAUAAAUUACUCACAUAAGUAAAAGGUUCAUGUGUAAAAUUCUUCUGGACCCUAGUUUACUUUCAUCCCCCUUGAGUUUUGUUUUUAAAAGACUUAUCAACUCAGUGAAGCAGCAAGAAACUAAUAGAAUUGUAGUUCCCUUACAAACAACCUUAACACCCAUAACUUUUUUGAUACUGCAGACAGAUUAGGCAUUAUCUCUUGGUAGAAUUAGGGACCAUAUUCAGUUGAGGAAAUAGGAAUGGGGAUUAUGUUAUUUUGCAUCCCGUGUAGUUGUGAUUGCUCCAUUUUGGCUCUUCUCUUCCUUGUCAAAAAACAAUCCUGCCCUCGGAUUCCAAGAUCUGUAUCAUUGGAGAACCCAGGAAACUAGCCACAUGCUAUACACAUAUGUCUAUGUAUGUACCAUAGCGCUGAUUGUUCAGAACGAUAGUGUGGUAAGCGAUUGUUUGACCAGCUGAAAACCGAUUUAUAGUAACUUAGAACAACCACACUUUUGUUGGAUUAGUAAAUUGUGUAUUUAAACAAAUACCAUGUGUGAGGUGGUUGUUCAAAAGAGCACUGUUUCCAAAGCAAUGAAGUGUUGCCUGAAACUUACUUUUUGAAAAUCCCUUAUUUGUAAGGUAGCGUUAAAACAGAGAAUGAAUAUAAUGUGUGUGUACAUAUAUAUGUGUAUAGGAAUGUGAGUGUACAUGCAUAUGUAAGCAUAUGCAUAUACACACACACACAUACACUCUAAUAAGGAAGAUAAGGGAAAUUGUGGUCCAUUUUAAAAGGGCAGAACCAUCAAGUUUUAAUUUUUUUAAAAUUUUUACAAAAUUAAGUACCAGAAAGGCAGAAUAAUCUUUAUUGUGGUCUCUAAGUCCCAGCUCUACAGGGACAAUACUUUCAGAAGAUUCCAUUCUUUAGCAGUAACAUUUCCUUUUAUAAUCUGGGCAUCGUGAACAGUUCAGAGUCAAACAGGCAGUUUGAGGAGCCUUUAUAAAAGACACAUGCCAGGCUUGGGUGGGUGUAGGGGUGGGUGUGGGGGGUGGCAGUGACAUUUAUUGACAAUGAUGUGCAAUGAAGUGACAAGAUGAGAGCAGAAUGAAAAAGCUUUGAAUUUGAAGUGAUUUUUUUCAUAAGUUAUUUAUUCCUUUUUCUUUGUAAAUAUAUUUAUUUUAUUGUGAAGCUAACAACAUCUGGAUUGUAACAUGUACAGAAUGUAUGGUAGGAAUGUAUUCUCUUGUAGGAAUGUAAAUCUGUAUUAAAAAGGGGAUCAGAGCCAGACUCAGAAAAUGAACUGGGUUCUUUUCAUGGUAUGCACGGUUCACAUUUAUUUUUACUCUUUUCUAAUGUGGGUCUAUUUGAAAUAUGCAAAAGGUAUGGAUGAAGAUUGUUUUAAUCCCCAAAUUUUUAGGAAAAUCAAGCAUUAAAGGGUCGAUUUUUAAAAGAUUUUUAAUAGCACUGCUUUCCCUUUAUCAAGGAAGGAGCAACCAAAUUGACAUGCUUGUUCAUGCCAAAGGGUCAGAAACAAGCCUCCGAUACACACCUGAGUGUCUUUCUCAUUCAUUAUCAGUUGAUGCAUUUAAAUACUGCAUUCCCUUGGGGAGUACCGUUACUGCCCUGAGGUAGAGAAAGGAACAUUUCCUGAAGUAAAUAAACUCUGAAGAGCAGUAGUAUAUAGCGUUACAGAUCAUUUUUAAAGCUUAAAUUUAUGAAUCACCUCUGUGGUAAGCAAUGAAUUAGGAAUACCCCAGGGCACCCUUUAAUGACUGGUGAAAAAUGCUGACAACCCCACCCCACCCUCACUUUGUGCAGGAGUUCGGGGCUUCUUCUAGCUGUUCAUGUCCUGGAUUAUUUCAAAAUGAUUGUUGCAAAUCUGACCUUCACACUGCCUGCCAAAAUUCAAAUCAUCACAUUCAACAAGUUUUGGAUGAGAAACGGUUAAUUUCCUGCCACACUCGGGUACAUUGAUCCUACAGAGGUUUGUGUGACCUACAUGCUUUCAAAAGGCUUUUGGUGCUUCUUAAAAUUGAAGCUGACUGAUUCUUGAGAAUGAGCCAAUUUAAAAUUUUGCUGAAAAUGAAAUAAAGAUUCUGCACUUUUGGGAAGAAAACUAUUGAAGAUAAAUGUAAUCCAUACAUGUAAACAGCAGAGAUUCUGGAAAAGGUGUAAAUAGUGUGAAAUGUUUGGUGUAUGGCUGUUGAGAAGGGCGUGUUGUCAAAAAGGAGGCUGUAAUUUCCCCCACAGACCUUAGAGCUGUGCCUUUUCUAUGCAAUAUUACAGACAUAUACAUCUGAACCCAGAUUACUGUAUUCACAUGUAGGUAUGGGCUGUAAUCUAAACAAUUGGAUAAAUGUACAUGGAAAUAAGCAGUCUUACUUUUGUAGUUUUAUAUUAUACAAUAAACAGUUAAAAGGAUA
This is a messenger RNA of Trichosurus vulpecula (common brushtail), 5656 nucleotides long. It is a transcript of the gene SERTAD2, whose product is annotated as SERTA domain containing 2. The record is from RefSeq and is a predicted model, not a curated record. Gene Ontology annotation, molecular function: transcription regulator activity. NCBI's taxonomy places the organism in Eukaryota, Metazoa, Chordata, Mammalia, Diprotodontia, Phalangeridae. Bases 351 to 1298 code for a protein of 315 amino acids. Gene Ontology annotation, cellular component: nucleus. The transcript has 2 exons.